AUGAAACCACCGGCCAACGGUUCUUUACUCCACGAUGUGGAUAUACCAACGAAGAAGGCGACAUUUGGCAUGGGGUGUUUUUGGUCCAACGACUCCUUAUUUGGCGCUACUCUAGGCAUCGUGCGCACUAGAGUGGGCUACGCGGGCGGUACAACAAAAAACCCACACUACAGAAAUUUAGGAGAUCAUACAGAAGUUAUAGAGUUAGACUUCGAUCCAAAGACCUUAACUUAUGAAGAACUCCUCGACAUGUUUUGGGCUAACCACGAGUACGGACUCACUACUAAACUAAAAAGACAGUACCAAUCUAUGAUCCUAUACCAUGAUGAAGAACAGCGUGAGAAGGCAGAGGCGUCACACAAAGCUAUGCAAGUCCGAUGCAAUGGGCAGCUGCGGACAGAAAUCGCACCUGCAGGCAUUUUUUAUCCCGCUGAAAACUACCACCAGAAAUAUAGACUUCAAGGUCACAAAGAUCUAUGCAGAAGCUUGGGUCUUGAUGCUUCAAAAUUACAAACUUCACACUUGGCGGCGCGCCUCAAUGGCUACCUCGUAGGAGUUGGCGGGAAAGCACAGUUCGAACAAGAAGUAGUUCGUUUAGGCCUGAGCGAGAAACAAGCGGAAUAUGUACGGCGUGAAUUGGAACGCAAUGAGGGUGGCGGCCUUGCGUGC
Messenger RNA from Brenthis ino (lesser marbled fritillary), 669 nucleotides. Lineage: Eukaryota; Metazoa; Arthropoda; Insecta; Lepidoptera; Nymphalidae. The record is from the annotation of a GenBank genome assembly.